Molecule: messenger RNA, 510 nt
Organism: Capsicum annuum
Lineage: Eukaryota; Viridiplantae; Streptophyta; Magnoliopsida; Solanales; Solanaceae
Exons: 3
Coding region: 1-510 (169 amino acids)
Source: RefSeq, a predicted model, not a curated record
AUGCACUGGUUGAAGCAUGGUGACCUGAAUACAAAGGUGUUUCAUAGCAGUUUGAAAGCAAGAAGGAGAGCUAACCGCAUAUUCACUGGGCCCGUUGUGACAAGGGAGGAAAGGGAUAUGUUGGAGAAGGAUGUUGAGGUUGAUGAAACCAAACAAGCACUAUGGGGCAUAGAUGGGAUAAAGCGCCGGGACCUGAUGGCAGCGAUCCAGGAAUUCUUCAGGGCUGGAAAGAUGCUGAAAGUAUGGAAUCAUACCUUGAUCACGUUAGUUCCUAAAUCUGACCACGCAGAAAGUGUCACUGAAUACCGACCAAUCGCUUGCUGCAACACCAUCUAUACAGUGAUAUCGAAGCUGCUCACAAACAGAUUAAAGGAAGUAUUGCCUAAUAUCAUUUCUGAUAAUCAAAGUGCAUUUGUAACUGGAAGAACAAUUGUCCAAAAUAUACUUAUUAGUCAAGAUAUUGUGAGGAUGUACAAUAGAAACCAAUGCAAGAAGAGUUUGUUUGAUUAA